Messenger RNA from Mesoplodon densirostris (Blainville's beaked whale), 1761 nucleotides. RefSeq names its product ankyrin repeat and death domain containing 1B (gene ANKDD1B). Lineage: Eukaryota; Metazoa; Chordata; Mammalia; Artiodactyla; Ziphiidae. Gene Ontology annotation, molecular function: protein binding. The record is from RefSeq and is a predicted model, not a curated record.
AUGCCUUGUGGCGACUCCGCCCAGCCAGGGCUGGAGACCCGGGGCGAGCCGCGCGUAGAAGCGCCCGCAGCCGAGAGCGGCCUCGGGGGCCUGGGGGCCUCGGGAUCGGACAUAGAGCCGGGUCGGCGCGCCCCGGUGCGCAGGGAAGCGGCAAGGGGGCUGCUGCUCGGCGAGGCUGCGGCCGCCAAAGGGUUGCGGGAGGGCCUGAGGGGCGCGGCGGCCCGGCCCUGGAGACGCCUGGCGCGGAUCCCGAAGCAAGAGCGUCCGCGCGCGCGAGGAGGCGGCGGCCGAGCACGAGUUCCGGACAUACCAAAGAGCGAUAAGGACCUGGAAAUAGAACCCCCCUCCCUUUGGAUUAAUACACUGGGGCAAGGAGCUGUGGCCAAGCUGUUGCUGCCAAAUGAGAGAAGCUUCCAGAAUGCUGCUAAAAGCAAUAAUUUGGAGCUUAUGGAGAAGCUGUUUGAAAAGAAGGUUAACAUGAAUGCUGUGAACAAUAUGAACCGCACAGCCAUGCCUUUUGCAGUGGGGACAGGUCAUUUGUCUGCGGUGGAUUUCUUGCUGAAUCACAAGGCCGGGGGCAUGUUGCUGGUGAGGAAGCAUGGCUUGACAGUAAUUCACCUUGCAUCCUGGUCUGGAAGCCUCGAGAUCAUGCUCAUGCUGGUUAGAGCUGGAGCAGACCAGAGAGCCAAGAAUCCGGAUGGAGUGAAUGCCCUCCACUUUGGGGCUCAGAGCAACAACAUGUGCAUUGUGGAGUUCAUUCAAGAUCUGCACCUGUGGGACUUGGACCAGCCUGAUGAGAAAGGAAGAAAACCGUUCCUUUUGGCGGCAGAGCAGGGCCACAUUGAAAUGAUAGAAAAACUUAUCUUCCUUAAUCUGCAUACUUCAGAAAAGAACAAGAAUGGCGAAACACCAUUCUUCUUAGCUGUUGAAGGAGGUCAUGAAGAAUGCAGCAAAGUGCUACUGGCAGCAGGAAGUGAUAUCAACAUUCCAAAUAAACUCGAUACCAGUGCUUUGCAGAUAGCAACCCGGAACGGCCACGCAUCCCUUGUCAGCUUUCUUCUCAGUGAGGACGUUGAUCUGCACCAGAAGGUGGAACCUAAGGAGUCCCCUCUUCAUUUAGCUGUUAUCAACAACCAUAUCACAGUGGUAAACAGCUUAUUAAGUGCACAGCAUGAUACUGACAUCUUAAAUCAGAGGCCGCAAACUCCUUUGCAUGUAGCUGCUGAUCUUGGAAAUGUGGAACUGGUGGAAACCCUGCAGAAGGCGGGCGGUGACCUAAGGUUGUUGACAAGAGCUCAGGCCCUCCUCAUCUCGGCAUCUGGCAGAGUUAGGAACCUGGCACGGGUUUGUAACUGUGACCUCCAGCCACGAGUGACCACGGUUCCCAUCUCCGUGUCCCAGCACUUCCCCAAACACCUCUCAGGGGUUAGGCGUCUACUUUCGUCUGUGUUAAGCACAGCAGCUGCCAGAGGAGGAAUGAACAUGCAACCACAGUCAUAUGGAACUUGCGUUAGAACUGAGUUCACAGUAAGGAGGUGUCGGCGUCUGCUCUUCGUGCUUGCCACGGGAGAGGAGAGCUUCCAUGAACACGGCCUUGGGGCUCUGCUCAUCUGGCUGCACGGGGCCCUGGUGACACAGGCCACGCCGGUCAAGCACCUGUACGAAGAGCUGGUGUGCGCGGGCUUCUCAGAACUAGCUGAAAAGAUUCGUCAAUUUAAAAGUGAAACUGACUCAAGGCCCAAGAAAUGUGCAGUUUCAUAA